This is a messenger RNA of Xiphophorus maculatus (southern platyfish), 952 nucleotides long. RefSeq names its product anionic trypsin-2-like. The transcript is spliced from 6 exons. The coding region runs from base 1 to 756 and encodes 251 amino acids. Gene Ontology annotation, biological process: proteolysis. The record is from RefSeq and is a predicted model, not a curated record. NCBI's taxonomy places the organism in Eukaryota, Metazoa, Chordata, Actinopteri, Cyprinodontiformes, Poeciliidae. Gene Ontology annotation, molecular function: serine-type endopeptidase activity.
AUGGCUCUGCUGAAGGUUCUGCUGCUGCUGCUGGGGCUGGGUGUUUCAGUGAACUCAGCUGUUUCUCUGCAGAAGAGAAUCAUUGGAGGUCAUAACUGUGCUGACACGGAGCGUCAAUAUCAUGUUCGGCUGGAGGGCUCCAAUGGUACUCAUACGAACCUGUGUGGAGGAUCUCUGAUCGGCCGAAAGUGGAUCCUGACUGCAGAUACCUGCUGGAAGACGGAGAGAGGGUGGACUAACGAUGCAAUGUUAAAAGUUCAUCCACGGAAUGCCAGAGUGAAGUUUCCCAGAAUCCAAGGCGACAUUGGGCUUUAUCAUCCCGAAGGCUGGCGUCAUGACAUCACGUUGCUGAAGAUUCAAAUACCAGUAACAAAUGUCCAAUUUGCUCCGCUACCAGACUGCAGUAAUCGCCCUAAAAAGGACGAUAUUGUUCAGCUGGCAGGAGAGGGAGCAAUGACAACCGGCCCCAAUAAUGAGCAAUUAUCCAAUGCUGUUGCUGCAACACAACUUCAGUGUGUCGAUAUGCAAGUUGUUGAGGCUACCCAUUUCCUGCCAACAUAUGGACAUGUAUUCUCUGCUAAAGCACAGAACAAGGAUGUGUGUUUUGGUGACGCUGGUUCAGCAGCGGUGUUCAACGGCAAGAUGUAUGGUGUGAUUUCUCCAGGUGUACCACGCUAUGCAUGUGAGAGCGCAGCUUCAAUCGUGGAUGUGUGUGAAUACAUGGAGUGGAUAAGAGCAACACUUAGCGAAAAAUAAAACAUAAACUGUCAUGAAAUAUAAUUCUCAUCAAAUUUCCUCUCAGAUAUAAUUUCAUUAUUGUAUCUUGAUCAGUUUGAUCCACAUGUUUGUAGAAUUAGAAUAAAUCAAUAGUUUUGUUUUUUCUCAUCUAACCUUGAUCUCCCUAAUGGAUCUUUCUCUGUCUCAGAAAUGAAAAAUGAAUCAAUAAAUGCAU